Messenger RNA from Mya arenaria, 15505 nucleotides. RefSeq lists its product as uncharacterized. NCBI's taxonomy places the organism in Eukaryota, Metazoa, Mollusca, Bivalvia, Myida, Myidae. The coding region runs from base 63 to 14624 and encodes 4853 amino acids. Gene Ontology annotation, cellular component: protein-containing complex; plasma membrane. The transcript is spliced from 86 exons. The record is from RefSeq and is a predicted model, not a curated record. Gene Ontology annotation, molecular function: protein binding; calcium ion binding. Gene Ontology annotation, biological process: heterophilic cell-cell adhesion; establishment or maintenance of epithelial cell apical/basal polarity.
AAACCACACCCGUAAAGCGAAAAGCUAUACGCACGACAGUUUUGAGAGAAUCGUCCCAAAGUAUGGUUGGGGCAAAAAAUGUCAGAAUGAAGUUUUCGGAAAUAUUAAAAUUGGCUUUGGUUGGGCUUGGAUUAUCUCAGAUCUGCGUUCAAGCCGAUGAUCAUGUCUUUGAAAAGUUGGGCGAACUUGAAUUCCAAUGCCCAGAUGGGUGGAUCAUUCACAAAGCCAACUGUUAUAAGAAAGUGGAUGUUGAGAUGACGUUCAACGAGGCGUCCACGACGUGUUACCUGGAGGGUGCUCAUCUGCUGUACUUGGCGAAUGAGAUUGAACACGACGAGGUCAUAGCCCGCAACGCGCCAGGAAUGAACAUAUGGAUGGGCUACGAGACGAACGGAACCCACAUUGGUCGUAACGUUACUAGUUUCCACACUCCAAGCGAUCGGAUUCCACGUUGGGCUAACUACGAGCCCGCCCAAAACAUGCACGACAUUGACUGUAUUCUUGACGACUAUAAGAAGGGGCUUAUUGUUAGAGCGUGCGACGAGAUGCAUCCUUUCUUCUGUAAGAGAAGGGCUUGUCUCAAAGGUUACAUGUCCUGCGACACGGCUACGAAGUGUGUUCCUGAGGCGAGAAAGUGUGACGGGAAACUUGACUGUUUGGACACUAGGGAUGAAUUGGACUGUCCUACUGAUAUGAACUAUAUAGACGUGGAAACCUCGGGAAAUUUUUCUACUCGCACCCUGUAUUCUGGUCAGCAAAGAAUUUGGACAAUGAAAGCUCCCAUUGGACGACGAAUUAAGCUUUACGUGCCCUCUAUGACCCUCGAAACGAAUGUGGCGUUUUUAGAAGUAUGGACUGGUAAUCCUACAUUUGCUGUUUCUCGGCUCAUAAAGAGGUUUACUGGAACUGUAAGUGCGGGCGUUUAUCUGUAUUCAGAUAACAACUACAUGACUGUUCGUCUGUACGCCAACAACCUACAGCAAAACUUCAACGCAAAAACAUUGAGUUAUACCGCAGAUAAUACAAACAUAUUUCUUGGCUACAAGGACCUUGACGCUACGGUCGCGUUGAAAUCGCUGACCUUCCCUUACCAGGGAAUGGAAUAUAAACCAGAAGGUCUACACCUGCGUUGGAGAAUUACAGCUCUUGGCGGAGAUUAUAUUACGUACUAUGUUGAGCCAAUAGAUAAGACGAAACCCACAUCAGGGAAGAUACGCGGCGGGAUGACAUACCUAGAACCGGGUGAUGUCCGAGUGACCGGACGUAAAGAACUGCACAUCACAAUGGAAGGCGUUCCUGAAAAUCUCCAACUUAUGUACAAAUCAGGCUGUGGUGACAUUACGCUGAUGCAUGAGUAUGGUACAAUACAACUGUUUGACGAACUGAUUCCAAACAAUGCAACGUGUACGUGGACAUUAAAAGGGGGAGAAGCAGUUGGUCGAGGACUGGCGUUAAAGUUCAUGAACGACCUGUACGACGAUCCACGUACAACAUUGGCAACAAAGUCCAUGGAUAUCUUUACGAUUGAAGGCUCAGGAGGGACUGAGACUGAGGUGGAGAAUUAUCCUGCGAUGAUUUACCAUAGUUCGAAUGGUACCUUUAAAGUCACUUUUCAAUCUGAUGUUGCCCUUAAUUCAAAGAGUUCUAGUUUCGACUUCGGAGCAGACUGCCCAAUGCUUGAUGUUUCCGAGCAAACGGAAAUAAAUAAAAACACGACUUACUUUGAUGAAGAUGUUCUGUUGACAUGCCCUACUGGAUACGACUUUCACCUUGAGAAAUAUGCACCCAGAGCGUCGCUUACACUAAGGUGUACUAAAGGAUCAUGGUACAUUGAUGAUGAUAAACUUGCUGCAAUUCCAGAAUGCAAGAUGGUAUUUUGUGGCGCUCCUCCGAAAGUUAACAAUGCAUAUGUUACUUACGCCUCUGGCGGUUCAUAUAUGUCAGUCGCUACCUACGCUUGCAAUCCGGGAUUCAAUAUGGCGGGCGGACCAAAUGCAACCUGCAUGGAUAGCGGCGAAUGGGGGGGAUAUCCUUCCUGCUCUUCGUCAAGCUGUAAUGCAUUGCCGGACAACCUCGUACUAAACGGAAGGCUAGAAAUACGCGGAGGUAACAAUUUCACUGGAGGGAACGCUGAUUUUGACACAGUUGUACAGUUUUUCUGCAAUGAUGGCUACGAACUGGUGGGUACAGUACGGACCCAUUGCAAUGCCAGCGGCUGGACACACGGGACUACUCCUCCGACUUGUCAACGACUAUCAUGUGAGAAACCAAGCUUGCCGAACGGGGUAUAUAAUCCUGUUGGAGAAAUACAAUUUGGAGACACUCUGACAGCAACUUGCAACGCAGGGUAUCAGUUCAAAGACAACCCAGACAGCCUGUCGUUGACAAUGACCUGCCGAGAAAAUCAAACCUUUGACACAGUGGAUGAAUGCAUAGAUAUCGACGAAUGUCAAGCUGGCACCAGUGGCUGCGACCUUGACUCAACAGCAUGUAGGAAUAACGUAGGUGGCCGCGAGUGUAUCUGCAAAGAUGGCUUUAACAAUCCCACUGGGGAAACCACUUGCUCAGACAUCAACGAAUGUUUAGAAAACAACGGUGGCUGUUACGAUAUGGCCAACUGCGUAAACGCCCCAGGCACAUACAGCUGUACAUGUCCCAAUGGUCACAAACUGUUUGAAACGAAUGGAGACCAGGGAUUCACUCUGCAAGCGUCCGAGACUGGACUUGGGGAAAACGAUAUGUAUCGAAUCAACCAUACGUGUGUCCCGUUGGAAUGUCCUGGGUUGCCGAACAUCCAGAAUGGAUGGUACUUGACCAGGGAGACUCAGUUUCAUUUCAAUGAAGGAGUGGACAUUCAUUGUGCAGAUGGCUAUUUCUUUGCCAGUGACGGAAUUACUACAUCCGACACAGACGGCAAAUUAACAUGUAAAGCUGCCGGAAACUGGGACAUAACACCAUCAUGCUCUGCACGGGAGUGUUUAGUACCUGUUAGGCCAUUGAAUGGGAUGUAUGACACAGAAAAAGUAGUUUUUGGGGAACAACUUACGCUCACCUGUAACCUAUCUGAAUCAGAGCAGAUUACUAGACAAGCUAUUUGUUUGUUCAAUGGCACGGAGAAGGGAGUUGUGUUUGGUGGAGAUGAUAUCAACGUCUGUCCAGAAAUCAAUUGUGGAGAUCCUGACGAUGUAAUGCCGCAAGCGGGAACCUACGCUGGAAACAAACCACUGACGUUCACCUACUGGUCAGAAACCUCGAAAUUCACAUUCGAUUGUUCAGCUGGCUCUCGUGUCACCGGAAAAUCCGAAGACGAAGAUAUGGAUGUCAAGUGUAAAGCAAAUGGCCGAUGGAGUUUAGGAUCGUUGGGAUGUUUAGGCGAGAUGUGCAUGGAUCCUGGAACACCAGGAGACGCCAAUCAAGUCGCAUUAGGUUAUGAAAUAGAUGCAACACUAAGCUAUGCAUGCACAAGAACAGGAUUCAAACCGACAGGGCCAGAAAACUACACCUGUGAAUAUAACAAUGUUGCAGCAGUAUGGUCAGGCAAUCUGGACAACGUUCUUCCUACGUGUGAGGACAUUACAAAACCGACUUACGAUAAAUGCCAGACAGAACCACAGACUGCAUUUAAAAUGGAAUCCGCAAAUUUUGAUGUUCCGACAUUUGGAGACAACUUUGCGAUUCAAAGUGUUUCUAAAACUGGCUUCGCUCUCCCUGGGGAUGUUAUGACGUCGAAUGAAACAGUAACGUACACAGCAAAUGAUUUCAAUGGAAAUUCAGCGACUUGCUCGAGUUCUAUUGUAGUUUCAGAACGCAAGAAACCCUCCAUUGAUUGCCUGUCUGAGAAAAUCAUCAGUGUCGAAGAUAGGACUCAAACUGUGUACAAUGUGAGCGAUUGGAAAACACAGUUUUACCAGGAGGUGGACGCUCACACUACAGAGCUUUUAUCCAUCGUGCCAGAAUCUGUGAUCUCAGAUGUAAGCAAAAUAGGGGCUUCGAAAGAAAUCGUGGUCACCGUAGGGUUUGCAGACGGGGCAAAUAUGGGCGUAGAGUCACAAUGUAAAUUCCGAGUAUUCUAUAAAGCUGGUGCUUGUUUCGAAGAAAGCUUAUUUAGUGACAGUUUUGCAACCACGAUCUGUGUGGAUACAGGAGUAGGAGGGUUAGAAUGCACUCGAACAUGCAGUAACGGAUAUGUGUUUGGAGAUGGAGCCACAUCAAAGACAUUCAUUUGCAGUUCGCCUAAUACUUGGGACUUUAACCAAGCGGACCCUACAAAUCGUUAUUGUCUCCCAAUACAAACUUCAGACGAUACCAUCGACGUGCAAGUUAUCUAUGAUUACGCCUUUUUGAACCACAAUUGCUUGGGGAUUUUUUUUAAUAAGAUGGAUGGUGAGCUCAUUACCUUUGAAAACAACGUUAGGUCAUCUUGCAAUGAAAACUGGGAUGCACAAGUCGUUACAGUAAAUUUGGUUCAAACAGCCAAGUUUUCAGCGACGUUAAAAUUGACUUUGCUUUCGUCGGCAACAACCACUGAGAAGAACAACUGUUUGGACAAUAUACGCAAUAACUCAGCAUUGUUUAAUUUCGGGAAUACUGACUUGACAUGCGGUUCAGUUACCGCGGCAAUAAGUGUUGAUUUAACUUCUACCGGGGAUAUAGAGGUUACCUGCCAACAGAGCUAUCACUUCAAAGUGACAAGUGCUGACCUAGCUGUUGACGUUUGCGUUCCAUGCGGUCCAGGUCUGAUCUACAGUUCUACGUCACAAUCUUGUGAAGCCUGCCCUGAUGGCCAGUACCAAGAAAAUAACAUGCAGACAACAUGUGUAUCAUGCAACAGUGGUUUAUAUCCAAAUGCAGCUAGAACCAAAUGCCAAGUUACAUGCCCGGCUGGAUACACAUCAACCGAUGGGUUUUAUCCCUGCACACCAUGCGCUGCUGACUCGUACUCAGCGAAUACAACAACAUGCAUACAGUGUCCGAAUGGAGGGUCGACAGUCGGAGUGCCAGCUGCCUCGUCUGAACAGCAAUGUUUUGACCCUUGCCCGGAGGGACAGUAUUCUUUGUCUGGUUUCAUGAACACCGAAUGCAGUCCAUGUCCACUACACCAUUACCAAACUAUCCCUGGGAUGACGUAUUGUGACCCAUGCCCGACUACACAUAUGACAUUGCAAACGGGAAGCGUGAACAAUACAUUUUGUUUUCUUAUAGAAGGUUGUAACAGAACUUACUGUUCCGACAGAGGGACGUGUGCAACAGCAUUCGGACGGAAGAACUGCCAGUGCGAAGAUGGCUACUAUGGUGAGCAAUGUGAGGACAAUUAUCAUAUCUGCAGCGGAAAUCCUUGCACAAACGGCGGGACUUGUGUGCCUGGUGAUGGCCCAAUGGAUUACACGUGUUCUUGUGUGAAGGAUUAUGAUGUAUGUAUCAUGGAAAACAAAGCUGACAUGAUGGCCGGUAAUGUCACUGGUCAAUCCGGGUAUUCUAUUGUUCAAGAUAAGGCGGAAUGCGAACAACUUUGUCUUGACGACGAAAACUGCAUAGAGGCGACAUUUUUGACAUCAGCUAUUGGUAUUUCUGCCUGUAGACUUUUCAACAUAACAGCUUAUCUAGAACCCGCUACCAUUGCAGGAACAGUACACAUGUCAAAACACUGCACAUCAGGAUUUACCGGCGAAAACUGUGAGGUGGACAACAUUGACAACUGCAACAACUCUCAAUGUCACGAAAAUUCGCGAUGCGUGGACAAAAUCAAUGAUUAUGGGUGUAUUUGCUCCUCAUCUGGAGGAUUCGGGGGUCAAUACUGUAAAACUUCAACAAAUCCCUGUGAUGAUUCACCAUGCCAACAUGGAACAUGCCAAAAUUUUGACAAUGUACGAUAUGAAUGCAUUUGCCAGGACGGUUAUGAUGGAAUUAAAUGUAACAAUAACACAAACGAGUGUAACGCACAUCCCAAUGCAUGCAUGUAUGGUGGAUCAUGCGUUGACCGUGUGAAUGGAUACGAGUGUAAUUGCAUGACCGGUUUCACGGGAGAACACUGUGAGAUUGUACCGAACUACUGCUCAUCUGGUGACUGUCAAGAGGAAAACGUUUGCUAUAGCAGUUUAGAUGCACAUGAUGGUGUCUGUUCAUGCGAUUCUCGUUUCUUCGAGCCGGUAUACCUCUGUGAUAUGCAAGACACAAUUGGGAAAAGUCUGGGCGACUCUGAGGCUAAUGUUAUAGGUGGUGUGAGGAUUGUGCAAUCUAUUCAAGAAUGUAAAGACUUAUGUCAGUAUGAACCUGAUUGCGGUUAUGCUAAAUAUGAGGAGUUUUCAGCCGGUAAAUCAUGCCUUCUGUACAAAAGGGGCCCAGUAAAUGAAAUAGACACCGCAGGAUCAACUCUUAUCAAGAAGGACUGCAGCAAUGAAGGAACUCAUUAUAACUGCAAUAGAAAGGCAACCCCCUGCGAUACAAUUACUUGUUACAACAACGGGACCUGCUCAGAUAACGGUUAUGUAGGUACCUGCCAAUGUGCCGCGGGAUUCUGGGGUUCUCGAUGUCAGUACAGUGUAGACGAUUGUGUUAAUAACAAUUGCCAGAAUGGUGCUGUAUGUGAAGAUGGCUAUAUUGGUUUUACAUGUGGAUGUCUUGCGGGAUUUGAAGGAAACCAGUGUGAGACAAAUACUGAUGACUGUCCUGGACUUUGUAACUCUACACAGGGAACAUGUCAGGACCUCGUUAACGGCUACGAUUGUGUCUGUGAAGCUGGAUAUCAGGGUAGCAAUUGCGAGCUGGAAAUAGACGAAUGCCUCUCAUAUCCGUGUAAACAUGGAGCUGAUUGUGAAGAUAUGGUCAAUGACUACUCCUGUAUGUGUGAAGAGGGCUGGACAGGCAAGAACUGCGACACGGAAAUAGAUCAUUGUGAAUCACGGACCUGUCAAAAUAGCGGACAAUGCUUCAAUCUACCGGAGUCAUCAUUUUGCAGAUGCGAAGGCGGUGCACUUGGGGAGAACUGUGAGAACGCAACAUUAGUAUGUGAUGUCAUGAGCGGAACUGACGUCUGUCAGAAUAGGGGUCUGUGCACAAACAAACCAGGAACGGCCUCGUGCGAAUGUCCUCCAGAUUACGAUGUGAGGCGGUGCUAUUUUGACGAAGGAAGUGAAGGAAGAUCUGGAGGUCAACAGACUACAAGUGAACCGUUAGAAGUAGAUGACCUUGAAGCAUGUAAAACCAGAUGCUUAGAUAAUCCAAAAUGCGACGAUAUGGUGUUUGUGACAAUAUUCAAAUAUUGUUAUUUGUAUGAGCGGGAGAAGUUUGUGUCUACACCAGAUGAAUCUACAAGAGUCCAUUAUCGAAGAAUUUGUCCCACAGAUUAUACAGGAGACUCGUGCGAACAAGUAAAGGAUUGGUGCUCCGACGAAAAUAACCCCUGUGAGAACGGAGGAGAAUGUACGCCAAAGGGACCCGUUGGAUAUACGUGCAUGUGUAAGCCAGGGUACAGCGGUGUUACGUGCAACAUUGACGCUGAUCCUUGUAGUACAACCCCAUGUGCGGGCGUAGCAAAAUGCCAGUCUACGGUAACGGAGCAUAUCUGUCAGUGUGAACAGGGUAAAAUAUUCACCGGAAGCCAGUGCAGAGAUGAUCCCACAAGACCAGUCAUUUUAGUUAACAAUUUAUUUGGUGUACUUGACGCGCCAACCCUACAAACACCAUUCCGUUGGACCACCCAAACGAUUUCUAUAAUGUUUAUGAUCAGAGUGCAUGCUAGUCCUGACAAUGAAUUGGCGAGUUUGUUGAAUAUUUACGUGCAAAAUUCAUUAAAUCCAAACUACCAGGAUUAUAUGUACUGGAUAUCCGUUAGUCGCAGAGGAAUUGGGGUUAAAACGAACAUGUCUCCUUGGUUGGGUGUCACGUUUAACGAAGAUUUUGGAAGUGAACUCGGGGAUGGGAGCUGGCAUCAUUUGGGUAUUGCAAUAAAUGAGAAUCGUAUGCUGUCGGCCACUUUAGAUGCUAUCACGAUAGACGAUGCUGUUGAAGUUGCAUCCCCUCCGGCGGGGGAAAAGAACGUGCAGAUAUCUCUUGGCUAUUUGAAUCUAGCCGAAUAUCAGGAUGUAUCUGUAUGGAACGUAACUUUAACGAGCCGCGAUUUCGCACUAGCGUCUGUUGGCACUCAACCAUCUAUUAAUCCUAUACAAGGAUGGUGGAACUAUGACCCUAAGACCUCAGGGAUGCGCCUGACAGAACGGUUGCCGCAUAAUCUUCUAGACGAUCCGAAUAUAAACUUCCCGCAGAUGAACUGUGAUGGUUUUGAAAACAUAAUGCAUGUGUCUGCUGAACGAGUGGUAGACAGGGAUACAUUUGUCGGCAAGAUUGAGGAGGUGAAAGAAAAUACCAAUGGAACUCUUACUUUCAAACACUCCCUUCCACCAAGUCUGACAUGGGGAUUCUAUGAAACAGUUAUUGUCGGUGUGAAUAGUAACACCCUCAACUACGGAGAAUGCAGAGUGCAGCUUGUGGUAAAAUAUAACGACGUGUGUCCAGCAGCUCGAUCAGACAACACCGAGAGUGAAGUCUGUCCUUCAGGUGCAGACGCCGUGUGUGAUCUCGCGUGUUUAGAACCAAAUAAAGCACUAUUUGCACCUGUUUCUAAAUAUAUAUCUUGUGGCACGCUUGGGGUAUGGGAUACAAGAAAACCGUAUGAUGAUCUCGUCCUUCCGGGAUGUACAAUCAGCGGAGACCCAAGGUAUGCAGUCACAAGCAUGAUGAAAUUUGAAACAGUGAUACCUUGUAGAAAUUUGGACAUAAACACCAAAGUUACCGACAGAUUGACCGAUGUGUUAAUGAACGACGUAAAUGGUAUAAAGUGGACAGGACUUUGCACCGGUGACAUGUGUGAUAACCUUGCAAUCACAAAAGCAGCCUGCAUCGGCAAUACAAACACAUUUGAAGUUGUAUUCACCCUUACAUAUUCAAGCAAAACGAUUACUGCUAUUGGUGGUGGAGAAACGUCGGUGUUAGAUGCGCUCAGGAUUAUCAUUCUGUUAGAAAAAGAUUUGAGCAUGCAGGAAAUAGCUAGUGCAUCCUUACUUGAAGACACUGUUGAAAUCACAAUGGAAGAAGUAUGUGGAGAUGGUUACGCACUCAUGAUGAGCGAUAACUCCAGAGCUUGUGUGCCUUGCGGCCCUGGUUGGAAGUUCGACACCGAGAAAAAAGAGUGUGUUCUCUGUGAUUAUGGGCAUUACCAGAACGGCAUUGCGCAAACAGAGUGCAUUCCUUGUGGGAACGACAAAUGGACGAAUUUCCGCGGAGCUAGAGACGAAAAUGACUGUAUAAUAACGUGUGAAGCUGGAACAUACUAUGAUGUUGACGAGGAACAAUGUAUGGAUUGUAAGCGACAUUACUUCCAGAACAUGACUGGGCAGGACUACUGUUUCCCCUGUCCUCUGGGAUAUAAAACAGUCGGAAAUCGUUCUACCAGCAUUGCCGCUUGUACAGAGGACUGCUUUCCUGGUUAUGUUCGAAACCCCCAAAACCUCACAGAAUGUGUUCGAUGUAAUAGAGGGACGUUUAGGAGUACCCAAGACGAUUGCGUUCCUUGUACAGAUGGAAAGUACACCUUGGAGGAUACUAUUGCAAUGGACUCGAGCAACUGUGACAUGGAUAUUUGCGAUUUUGGAGAAUUUUGGAAUGUUUCUGCAAGCAAUUGCCAGAAAUGUGAUUUUGGGUAUUAUCAAAAUGAAAUGUACGAAUUACAAUGCAAAAUGUGUGCUUCCGACUAUUCCACUAGAGACAUGGGCGCGCAGAAUGACUCUUUCUGCGAAUUUUACUGCCCUGUUGGCGAAGAGUUAAAUGCAGGGACAAAUUGUGCUAGCUGUGAACGGGGAUCUUUCAAGGAUAAUGUUGGUCUUAACAAGUUCAAUCCGUGUAAAGAAUGCAGUACUGGGAAAACAACAGAAACAACAGGAUCAACCUCGGAAUCUAACUGUUCAAUACCUGCUUGUUCAAUCGGCAAAUAUAUCAUGAAUGGCGUGUGUGAGCCGUGUCCUCAGGAUAAGUUUUCUAAUGAUGAAUUACCUACUUCGGAAACAACAUGCUUGUCGUGUACUGGCCCUGAUGAUGGAACGUACGGGACCGAGAAUACUGGCUCUUCCAGUUCAGAUUGUAAACGAUAUUGCGCUGUUGGAUUUGGACUCAGUACUGACAACGCAUGUGCUAUUUGUGAGCGUGGAUUCUUCAGCGACAAUUCUGGAAAUACACGUUUUGAGGGUUGUCAACAGUGCCAAAGGGAUUUUAAAGGAGAUAAAACAACGAAUAUCACUGGCGCAACCAGAAGCAUAGACUGUGAUAUGUAUAAAUGUGGACCUGGAGAGAUCAGUACUGAGAACGGAUGCGAUGAAUGUCCAAUAGAUACGUAUCAAUCAAUGGAUCACCCUUAUUCAAGUACUGUGUGUCAGCCGUGUAUGAACAUUGGCAUAUUUGAAACCGGAACCACAGCUGCAGGUGUUUCUAAUAGCGACGAUUGUAAACCCUUCUGUCCAUCUGGGUACAUUAUCAAUGGCGAAUCGACUGGUUGUGACCCAUGUUCGCGAGGAUCAUACAAAAACAACGAGGACAACCGGUUCGCUGCCGUGUGUAAUGAGUGUCCAGUGGGUACCACAACAGAAAGCAUGGCUUCUACACAUAUAGACAAUUGUAGCAUACCCGCUUGCAUCGCGGGGCAAUACAUCUUGAACGGUGACUGUACCAACUGCCCGAUAGAUACGUAUUCAACCGAGGAACUCCCAACAUCCGAGACGGAAUGCACGAGUUGUACCGAUGAGUGUGACCUUUGUGAUAUUCGAGGAACUGAGGGACCCGGUGCAAGUAGUGUUGAGGAAUGCAAAGUGAUUUGCGGCGCUGGUAAAGAAUACAUAGAGUCAAGCAACACUUGUGAUGACUGCUCAAGAGGAACAUUCAAGGAAGAUGCAGACAGAUUUGGCAUGUGUAAAAACUGCACGAACUCUGAUUAUACGACCCCCGGUGAAGGGGCCGUGUCAAAUGACGAAUGUGACAUCCGAGCUUGCGCACCCGGAUAUAAGAUAAACGGGCCUAACUGUGAGGAAUGCCCUCAAGGAACAUAUCAGAAUCAAAGCUACCAAUCCUUUUGUUAUCCAUGUGGAACAAAUCUGAAUACAGAAGGACCUGCAUCAGACAGUGCCAAUGACUGCCAACUGUUUUGUUCUGCUGGUCUACAAGCCACAGCUGAGAAAAACGACUGUGCCAUAUGUCCGGAACACACCUACAAGGAAGUGGAGGGAUUUUCUCCAUGUAUAAACUGCCCAACAGACACAACAUCUUUUGAUAAUAGAACGGCCUGCGGGUUAGUGUAUUGUUCGGCCGGUAAGCGGUUGACACCUGAUGAGACCGGAUGUGAACCAUGCGGUGUUCGCUUCUACAAACCAGACGCUGGUAAUACGGAAUGUUUGGAAUGUGACGAUGGGCUUACAACAGACGGAGAAGGACAGGCUUCUUGCACGAAACCCUGGUGUGUACCUGGUAAAUAUCUGAGCGGGGAAGAGUGUGUCUUGUGUGCAGAGGGAUCGUACAAGGCUUCUCACGGCAACGACGUGUGUACGGAAUGUGCUUCGGGCUUUACCACUUCCAGAAAUGGCUCUACCGCUGUUUUAGAGUGUGAUACAGUCGUAUGUCCCGCUGGUCAAUUCCGAGAUCCAGGCCAAAAGGAACAGUGCAGCCUUUGCCCGCUAAAUACGUACCAGCCAGGGGUAGGCGAAACAAUGUGCAUUAACUGUGAAGCUGGACAAAUUACAUUAGAGGCAAAAUCAACAAUGAACACGGACUGCGUUCCUCUCUGCGGGAAAGGUGAGCAGUACAAUGCAGUAACGAAGGAAUGCGACAAAUGUGUGAAGGGAAAAUACAAAGAUGUCGAAGGAAACACGGAAAUGUGCAUGAUGUGCCCCACUGACAAGACGACACUUGGAACCGGCUCAACCGAUAGUUCUGAUUGUUCACAAACCCUGUGUCCUAUUGGUACCUACUAUAAAGUUACCGCAGGAACAACCCAGUGUAUUCCAUGUGAAAAAGGUACAUACAACGCAAGAAUCAAUCAACCAUCUUGUACCAACUGUCCGCCCGGAAACACCACACUGCAAUCAGGAAGGAGGUCUCAUGACGACUGUGUUGACCAGUGUAAAGCAGGGAAUGGUUUUGAUACUUUUGAUCAGACAUGCAAAAUUUGCCGACCGGGCGAGUAUAAUGACGCAAUGGGAAAUAACGCUGACUUCUGCAAACAGUGCCCAUCUGGAAAGACAUCCACGCAGUCGGGGGCUAGUGCGUGCAAUGUGGUUGUUGACGAUCCAGUUAUUGAAGAGAAACAAGUUAAUAUUCCAAUGCGACUCGUUUUCUUUGUUGCAUUAGAUUCAUGCGAUGACACAAGCAACCUUAAAAUUAUCUAUGACCUUAUUCUCAAUACCAUCAGAACUCUUUUCAAUGCGAUUAGCAACUCGAGCUACAACAACAACAAACGCGGGUUUUGCCGAGGAAACAAAUGCGACAAUCUCGUCUUUGUUGGUCUCUCUACUUGUGGGGCAAGAGGAAACUCCGCGGGUCGCAGGCGACGUGCUGCUGACACGGAGAUCACAGUCGACUUUGCCCUGAAAAAUGUCAGUUCGUACACAGAGGACAGUAACGACGGCAGUGUUUUGAAAACUAAGGAUGUUGUGGGCAAAAUUAUUACUCAGAAUCGUGAUAAUAUGACUGUCGUGAACGACGAAAUUGUUUUCGGUGAUCUCAGCAAUAUAACGGAGACGCCACUUUGUAACCCAGGAGAAAAGAGAAACAACGAACUAUGCGAGAAUUGUCCUGCUGGAUCUUCCGGGACGGAUGGUCUGGUUUGCAGUCAGUGUGGAACUGGCCAAUACCAGGACGUGGUCGGACAGACCAGCUGUAAGGCGUGUCCGGAGAAAACGUUCAAUAACAAAAAUGGAUCAACGACAGCUGAUGACUGUCUUCCAAUAUGUGGUCCGGGAAAGCAGUUCAACAAUGUUUCGUGUGAUAUGUGUCCAAUCGGUACCUACAAAUCGGUAGAAGGCAAUGCCGCCAUGUGUGAACCAUGUCCAUCUGGGUUUACUACCGAGAACCAAGGAGCUACAUCCAGAAACGACUGCUCACAGAGGGAGUGUGAACCAGGAACAUAUCAUGUUCAAAACUCGGUGCCUAUUACGUGUACGGAUUGUCCAAUUGGAACAUACAGUACGGCGUCGAUGGUUACACAGUGCACACCCUGUAGUACAGGAAAAACAACUCUAGCUACUAAGUCAACAAGUGCAGACGCCUGUACAACAUUAUGUUCCAAUGGACGUGGGUUAAACCUCCAAACGCGCGGAUGCGACACAUGUCCAGUAGGGCAGUACAACGAUGCAAGUUCUGGUGCGAACCCCAACUUCUGUAAAACUUGUAAAAGUGGGACAACUAACUAUCAGACUGGGCAGUCAUCGUGUCCGGCAACUGUGGAUGCAGUGGUGUAUCAGUAUAGAAAGUAUGAAGUAAUGCUCAAAUAUAAAGCGGAUAUCGCCGGCUGUCAUGUUGAUAUAAGCGGCAUUCAGACCCAAGUGUCUUUGGCAAUCAGACAGACGUUUAUAUCUCAACGAGUUGCACGAUAUAAUGGUCAACGAUCCUUUUGUCCAUCUACCACGUGCAAUAAUAUUGCGGUAGAUUUUGACAAGGGUACAAACUGCAAGCUGGUGACCCGCAGACGUAAGAGGGCUCUGGACUACGAAUUAGACUUCUUGGUUUCUCUGUCUAAUAUAAGCAAUGUUAUCACAGACUCUGUUCAAAAGGAGGAAAUGAUGGCAAAAGACAUCAUUCUUUUGAUAUUAAAUCAAAAUGCCGCCCAGUUGCAGCCAUCAACCUUGGCUGGAAUAGUACAAUAUGACAGCAUUGUAACAAUAGCAUCGAAGGAGAUAUGUACAUCUGGAAACGAGUUGCGUGGAGAUGUUUGCAACCCCUGCACCCUUGGCCACUACGGCACUGAUGGGGAGACGUGUAAGCCAUGCGCUGCCGACAGAUACCAGGAUGAAACAGGCCAGGCUGACUGUAAACUGUGCCCUGCCAACACAUACAACGAUGACUUUGGCGCAACAGGACCAUUGGCAUGUAAAGACUAUUGUACGACUCACCCACUGUCUUGCAACAAUGGCGGGAAAUGUGUCGCUACCGGCCGGAGAACAUUCACGUGCAAUUGCUACGAAAACUAUGGAGGACAAUACUGCAACGAGAAGAAAACACCAACGUCUAAUAUGCCUGUUAUCCUUGGUGCCGCUAUCGGUGGUGGAGGAGCGCUGUUGAUCAUUAUCCUUGUCGUUGUUGGAUGCUACAAAUAUCUCUCUGUAAAGGACAAGCGCGAGAAAAAGCCAGAUUAUCGCUAUGGAGAAUUUGAUCAACCAAUGUUUGUUGGCACGUAUGACAACGUAGGUUUCAAUGGAUCAAUGCCCCGCCCUAUCGCUCCCUACCCGUCCAUCGGAUAUCCGUCACUGGGCUAUAAGCCCCAAGAGACAAGUUUCGACCACGGAUCCAUCACAAGUCCGUACCGAAUGCGACCCGGUGUGAAUGGCGAUCCUAUUGAAGAAGACGAUGCGCAAUACAUCUGGACAGCAUAAAAAGUGCCAUUAUUAUGAAAGGAAUACUGUUGAGCUUAAAUUUCAAAGAAUGUUUUAAACAUGUUUGUUAAUUUUACAUCAUGAAUAUCAUUAUGCUACAAGGAACCUUGUCAAUAUACUUAUUAAUACUAAAUAUCCAUAUAUCUAAAGUAGCUAUUUAGUAUUGUUUUACCAUUGUUUUGCGAAUUGUUUCACCAUGGUUUUGCGAAUAUUAAACUACGAAAAUUGCCACAUUUGCAAAAUGAAAGCAAUGAACAGUUGAUAUGGUUCCUGUGUUCAUGUGAGCUGUGUGCACGGAUGGAGGACUUUAUGCUGACAAAGCGAUCUUUAAAGUUGACAUUUGAAAGUUGCUGAAAUUAUUCUCGAGAAACUAGAAGUGGAACUCUUAAUUUAAAAGUGAAAUUCGAGAACUUUAUAAUACCUUUGACAAUGAUAACAUCCGCAAUAAAUCAUUUGCCCUUCUAGAUAUACGUGUUUCCGGUUGUCAAAUGAAUUGUAGACAUGAGAGGGGAUUCUAUAUUUGUGUUCUAGUGUUUGCGAAAUUUGUUCAAAACUGCCUUUACUAGAUAUCCUGCUAUUUUUGUUAUAUCAGAGUCUUAAUACAAACGACGUGUGUAUAUAGAUUUAAAUGUUUUUAUAUUGAUAGAUUUUUAAUGAUACUCAUAUUACAGAACGUUAUAAAUACUCGUAUCAUGACGAAAAUAUAUAUUCUUACAGAGAAAGAUUAACAUGAUCUUGUUUGUGAAACAAUAUAUCUUCUCGUUUUGUCGUAGUAAGUAUAGAAAUGUGUGACGUCAUAUAUAUAAUGAUAAAUAUAUUUGUGAUUUAAUAAUUUGGAUGUUUUUAUAUGCCAUACUCAUUAAACAAAUGUAUCCAUCAAA